AUGGCUGGUGACGACUACGACUUGGAUGUGCCUGGCACAGAACAACUUGUGGAUGUCAAUCACGAGGUCCAUGCAGUCCAUGCCAAAGGAUCGAGUGACAUCGUCUUGAUACCUCAGCCUAGCAAUGCGGGCACUGAUCCUCUGCGCUGGCACCGGUUCAAGAAGUAUUAUCAACUCUUCUUGCUCGCUCUGUAUGCGUGUGCGUUCUCCUAUGGCGAAAACACCCUCGGAGCUGCAUGGACAACUGUGUCCGAGGACACGGGUGUAAGUCUGACGAACAUGAAUGGAGGUUCCGCGUUGAACUAUCUCCUUCUGGGCUUCGUCAACAUAUUCUGGAUCCCGACAGCAAUGAAAAUCGGUCGCCGGCCUGUCUUUCUGGCAUCCACAGCCAUCUGCAUGUGUGCAGGUGUCUGGCUGGGUUACUUCCACGGAACAGCUUCUUGGAUGCUCGCUAUGGUCCUAAACGGCGUCGGAACUGCUGCAUACCAAGCUGUCAUCCAGCUGAGUGUCUUCGACAUGUUCUAUACUCAUCAACGCGGUCGCAUGUUGAGUUUUUACCUGUUCGGGCAACAACUCGGCUCAAUUCUUGGCCUAAUUACUGGCGGAAGCAUAGCAGAUAAUCUCGGGUGGCGUUGGAGUCAGUAUAUAGUGGCCAUCAUCGAUGGGGGCGUCUUGGUUCUCCUCUUUCUCACAUUCGAAGAGACGUUGUUCCCAAGGUUUUUGUUUAGCCGCUUCGACGGCACCGUGGUCAGGACUGGACAACCCGUUUCAACUGUGGCCAAUACCAAAGACGUCGAGAACACAUUGACAAGCACCGAGACCCCGAGUGAGCCAGAAGUGGACAAUGCUUUGGCAUCUCAAUUUCCCAAGCGGACCUAUUUGGAGAAAUUGAAGCCGUGGGUAUACUUCCCUCAGGACAAGACAGGCUACUGGCAAUAUUUCCGCCGACCUUUUCUGCUGUUCACCUUCCCCAACAUUGUGAUCGCCGGAGUCAUCUUUGCGUUCGGCUGUACGGCGGGUAUCGUGUCAUUCAACACCAUCUCCGAGAUCAUGACCGAGCCACCAUACAACUGGUCAACCACCUCGACUGGUCUCAUUUUCCUCGCGGCGCUUGUUGGCAACUUUGUCGGCUGGGCCACGGGUGUUCUCAGUGACCACAUUGUCAUUUUCCUGGCUCGUCGGAACAACGGUAUCAAAGAACCAGAGAUGAGAUUGUGGACACUGUGUUUCUCGUUCGUGUAUGCCGCUGUCGGUUAUCAGCUGUACGGCUGGGGUGCCAACGGCGGCUUGCAUUGGAUGACGGUCGCUUUUGGUGUGGGCAGUAUGAUUGCGCACCAAGUGUCGGCCUGCUCGAUUGCCACGGCGUAUGCCAUGGAGUGUUUCCCUGGAAUUGCAGGUGAACUGGUCGUCGUGCUGGCCAUUUGCUCUUCGUGCAUCAACUUUGCCAUCUCGUACUCUGUGCAGCCAUUCAUCAAUGCCACCAACUACGGCUACACGUUCCUGUUCUUUGGACUCUGCGUGCUGUGCUCAAUGUUGGCCGCUAUCCCGACUUACAUAUACGGCAAGACAUGGCGACGAAAUGCAGCACCAAAAUGGAGAACAUGGCUGGCUGAGAGAGAGCUACAAUAA
Molecule: messenger RNA, 1629 nt
Organism: Exophiala spinifera
Lineage: Eukaryota; Fungi; Ascomycota; Eurotiomycetes; Chaetothyriales; Herpotrichiellaceae
Exons: 3
Coding region: 1-1629 (542 amino acids)
Biological process (GO): transmembrane transport
Molecular function (GO): transmembrane transporter activity
Source: RefSeq, a predicted model, not a curated record